AUCAAAUUCAAAAUGGCGUCGGAUAUUUAAUCGUAAGUCGUGAAAACUCUUGGUGGUUUCUUUGGCCCUGUCUUACAGUUCGCGAUGUUUUGGGGGGUCACUCUUGAUUCUGGGAAACGUUACACCCAGACAGUGGAAAAGUCAUUCCACUUAUCAAUGGCUGCUCUGGGCUUUCAGAACUGUUCAUCAGUGCCAGUGACAAUAAUGGUUGAAGUGGAUAAAGCUCAGUUUGCAUUGUGCACACUGCAGCCUGGCAAAAUUCCACAACAGCCUUUAGACUAUUGUUUUACAGAAGGAGAAGAGAUAACUUUCUUUACAGAAGGCCCCGGGGAUGUACAUUUAACAGGUUAUUUAGUGGAUGAACCAAAUGCUGUGGAAUUUGAAGAAUCAGAUGAGGAAGUAUCGGCAGGAAGUGAAAAAUCUGCAAGCAACUCUGAUUCAGCUGAGGAUGAUGAUGAAUCAUCCAGUGAGGAAGUGACUCUUGGAGACUUAUUUCAAAGUGGAGAUUUGAUCAGCAGUGAUGAUGAUGAUGAGGAUGAAGAGAGUGCAGAUUUGGACUGGGAUCCAUCAAAGGAUAAUCCAAAGAGGAGAAAACCAAGUAAGAAAAGGAAGAAGAAAAAACAGGCUGAGAAUUUGGAUGAAAACAAUAUUAUAUCUCUGAUGGAUGUUGAACAAACUGAAGUAACUUUGUCAAAUUAUAGUAUGCAUGGUGAAAAUGAAGGCAGUAAUGGAGGGCAAAAAAAUACUAAAUCUGAAAUUGAACUCAGGAAGAAAGAAGGAAACAAGAAAAAGAGGAAAGUGGUUGAAACAGAAAAUCAGACAGUUGAAAAUGGACUUAAACCAGCUAAAAAACUGAAGAAGAAAGGAAAAAAAUCUCAAUUAAACUCACCAAACAGUGAUGGCAAGACAGAAAAGUCAAAAACUCAAGAAAAUAGCAGUGAGCAGACUUCAUUAGGUAGUAACUUGCUUACAAAAAACAGUGACACUCAAGUUAAACAAGUAACACAAAUAAAAAGGGGAAAGGAGACACAACCAAGUCCUGGGAAACAGAGUGGUCAACCACAAACCACCUUGCAGGCAAAGAGGAAAACGCUACCAGGAGGAACUGUGUUUGAAGACAUUAAAAAAGGGACAGGACCAAUGGCCAAAAGAGGACAGAUAGUUCAUGUAUAUUAUAAAGGAACUUUAGCAAAGAACAAAAAGCAGUUUGAUGCUUGUCUGAGUGGACAGCCACUUUCAUUCAGAGUUGGUGCAGGACAGGUCAUACAAGGCUGGGAUCAGGGUGUCACUGGAAUGCAAGUAGGUGGGAAAAGGAGAUUGAUAGUACCUCCAUCACAAGGAUAUGGUCAUGAAAAGAUAGGACCAAUUCCACCCAACAGUACGUUGGAGUUUGAAGUUCAACUUGUGAAACUGCAGUAAUAUAAUUAGCCAACUGUGAUGUACUACUGUUAAGCAAAUCUGUCUCCUACAUUUGCAAACUGAGACCAUUUCCACAAAUUAGUACGUUGGAGUUUGAUGGUCUACUCAUGAAACCACAAUAAUAUACUAUCAGUACUUAUAAAUUGCCUAAGACAUGCUACUGUCAAGUAAAAAUGUGCCUACGUUUACAAACUAGUAUUGAAUAACACUGGCAUGUAAAGGAUUCUUGUACCAAAAUUAACACAUCUUGGGUGUGCAUAAUAAUUUCUUCUUGACCUCAAACCAUUAACAUUCUGCAAGAGGAGCAUCUACACUGGUUACCAGUAUUUUAGAAUAAGACUGCUUCUUUAUCAGUUCAGAGCCAAGCUGCAGAAAGCCGGGGGAAGGACCAGUUCAUGUCAUUAGUUUUAGCUCAAUUUAAUUUUAUCAGAUAAUUCCAUUUUUAAAUAUUAUUCCUGUGCAAGACUCAUGAUUGAAAAUGUUACCUGUCAUAUAUUCUCACAAAAAUUAGUUAUCAUGUCUUCUUUAAAACAUUUAUUUGAGCUUUGAAACUUCUUAUUGCACAUGUACUGUUCUAAUAUUUUUCCUAAAUAAAGAGUAUGAGGGACAUUUUAUUAGUUGAUUAAAAAAUUUGAUAAAUGAGUGUCCUAAAUUACACAGACAAAAUUUUUAGAUUUUAUGAAGAUAAUGUCCUUUGAACAUUUUUCCCAAAAGCUUUUUGUUAAACAUGAUUUCAAAGUACUGUCAAAAUAGCUUCCUAUUGCCAAUCAACUUCUUGACCACAACUUGAGUUGGUGUUGUAUUUUAAACUUAUUUAAUGUAAUUGGCAAAAUUUUCUAUCUCUUGGUUCUUAUAUCCAACCAUGGAGAGGUUACUGAUGCCAUUGUUCAGUAGAUUCAAAUCAUCAAAGCUGGUGAGGCUUGUUAGCGUAGAUUGAUGAUACUGUCACAUUGAUGUUGUGAUAACUGCUAACAGCUAAAAUUAAAAAUAACCCCAUUCUCAA
Pocillopora verrucosa is the source of this 2422-nucleotide messenger RNA. RefSeq names its product 46 kDa FK506-binding nuclear protein-like. Gene Ontology annotation, cellular component: chromatin; nucleolus. NCBI's taxonomy places the organism in Eukaryota, Metazoa, Cnidaria, Anthozoa, Scleractinia, Pocilloporidae. The record is from RefSeq and is a predicted model, not a curated record. Gene Ontology annotation, molecular function: peptidyl-prolyl cis-trans isomerase activity.